CGGCUUCCCGACUCUUCACCUACACGACUUCUCACUCAAUUGCGUGAAUCCUGAAUUUCAUUUGACUUUAUCACAUAAGCCGUCUUAUCUACCAUUGUCAGGUAACUUGACGGAGGCAACGUGGAAGGCUGAGAAAGGAGAUCGAAAACUGAAGAAAAUACGCAGGUGGAAAAAAAAAAAACAUGGCGUCACCAGACAAAUCCCCUUCCACGACAAUACCGCGGCUAUACCAACCACCUACGGCAGCCCUGCUUGUCUAUCCUAUUACUCUAAUUAUAGGAUCACUAUUUUCCGUUCUCUCCCCGACAGCACAGGGCACUCGAGAUCCUCCCUCCAACCAUCCAACUCCUCUAGCCCCUUCAAUCGCCGCCGAUGUGAACCUCCCCCAACACCCCGUCAAUUACUUCGCCCGCAAGGACAAUGUCUUUAAUGUAUAUUUUGUGAAGGUUGGCUGGCUUUGGGUUACUGCGGCUUUCGCUUCCCUUCUAUUUUCUCAACUCCCAUACACGACCUCUUCUAGUCAACAACCGCGGCGGAUCGGUCAAGCGCUCGCUCGUUAUUCUCUGGCUACCCUAGCUUGGUACCUGACUACACAAUGGUUUUUUGGUCCGGCAAUAAUCGAUCGCAGUUUUGUGAUUUCGGGUGGGAAGUGUGAGCAGGUCAUCCCGCAGGCUGAAGAGGGUUCUGCCUCACUCCACACACUGUUGACGGCUACAGCGUGCAAGUCCGCCGGUGGAGCAUGGAGAGGCGGCCAUGAUGUAAGUGGCCAUGUGUUCAUGCUAGUCCUUGCGACUGCGAUGCUUGCAUUUGAGACAAUUGGAGCAUGGAGGGGCGCUUCGGAUAUCGACCAGGGAAGCAAAAAGUCGGAGGACGCCGACCGCGAAUUGAGUGGGCCGAGGAAGUGGUCUGUAUGGUUUGUGGGCGCAGUUACGGGCCUGAGUUGGUGGAUGUUGUUGAUGACUGCUAUCUGGUUCCAUACGUGGUUUGAGAAGUUGACCGGCUUACUGAUCGCCCUAAGCACCGUUUAUGCCAUCUACAUUCUGCCUCGGCGGGUCAUCCCCUGGAGGGAUGUUGUGGGCAUUCCAGGCGUAUAGAGUGUUCAUUGUUUUCUUGACUUGACGUUGAUACGAUUUGCCACCGGGGACAUAUAUUGUCGAGUAUACACGGUAUCUGGCGCAAUGAUGCAUAUUGUAGAGUACUACACGCAGAAUAUACACAUGAAUAUUUUU
Messenger RNA from Aspergillus caelatus, 1229 nucleotides. Its product is annotated as putative inositol phospholipid biosynthesis protein Scs3. The transcript has 2 exons. Gene Ontology annotation, cellular component: endoplasmic reticulum membrane. The record is from RefSeq and is a predicted model, not a curated record. Gene Ontology annotation, biological process: lipid droplet organization; phospholipid biosynthetic process; lipid storage. NCBI's taxonomy places the organism in Eukaryota, Fungi, Ascomycota, Eurotiomycetes, Eurotiales, Aspergillaceae. Bases 183 to 1094 code for a protein of 303 amino acids.